Molecule: messenger RNA, 7016 nt
Organism: Oncorhynchus keta (chum salmon)
Lineage: Eukaryota; Metazoa; Chordata; Actinopteri; Salmoniformes; Salmonidae
Gene: zbtb41
Product: zinc finger and BTB domain containing 41
Exons: 11
Coding region: 199-3036 (945 amino acids)
Molecular function (GO): protein binding
Source: RefSeq, a predicted model, not a curated record
GCUGAAACAGCCAAUGAACGAGCGCGUUGUUUGUUUGCGACGUUUCCCCAAGAAUGUGAAGGUGGGGCGUUUUGCGAUAUUCAGGAAAUUGUCAUUUUUCUAUUUAUCUCCGAGUAGAGAUGUACACAUGUAUUUCGUUUUUUUUCUUAGCGUGCUUACACUUCUAAGAACUCUUUGAAUGGUUCCCCAUUUAACAUAAUGAUGACGAGAAAACCCAACCAACCUCAACCCCCAAAGAGAAGAGGAAAGGUCCGUGCUAGUGCCAGUGGGCAAAUUGACUCACUGGACAACAAUACCAUGACUGACUCAGAGACAGUUCCUCCAUCACAAAAGAGGCACCUGACCAUGAUGCAGCAUGGCGACAACCUCCUCAAGUUUCUAAACGAGGACCGAACGAAGCAGAGGUUCUGCGACGUCUCCGUCAGUGUGGGCGGGAAGCGCUACAGGGCCCACAAAGCCAUGUUAGCACACGGUAGCAGCUACUUCCACGCCGAGCUGACCAAAAACCCAACCGCCGAUCACGUGAUUCUCGACCACGUGGAGGAUUCUGUGUUCCAACACUUACUGCACCUCCUUUACACGGCCGAGUGCGUCAUUCCUGAGAGCGAGGUCCCUGCCCUGACUGAAGCGGCCGGCUUCCUGGACAUGUUGGAUGUAGUGAAGCUCCUGGCAGGAGAGGGGGAUGGCCGGCCAGCGCUUGCCCGAGUGGAGGUUAAGUCCGUGGGGGAACCAAGCUCAGAGAAGACCUCUAUAGCUUCUGACCUUCCAUCGGACUGUGUCGGGGUCCAAAGCCCAGUCCAUUCUGGUGCCCACCAUUGUUCGUUCUGCAGCCGCACGUUUUGCUACAAGAAGUCUCUGGAGAACCAUUUAAACAGGAACCACAGUAGCAACACCGAAGUAGACGCCAGAGAAAAGGUGGGCAAUCAAGAGGUUACUACCAUGGUAACCACGACCCGGAGGUCUGCCCGCAGGAGGAGAGUUCCCGCUAAAUUGGAGAGAGGGGACGCGGACAGCUCCGGCGCAACAGAGGGGACGCUACUUCAAGACCCUGCUAGUCGAGACCCAACCACCACAGAGGAAGACGACGAGGAAGAAGAAGAAGAUGGGAGAAAACCAAAGCACAUAUCCGACACAGGAGAUGCACUCACCCCAACCGAGGGUGAGGAGGCAGAAGAGGAGAGGGAGGAGGAGGAGAUGGUGGAGGAACGUCAAAGUGCGUUAGUACGGAGAGCAAGAGAGAGCGGUGAGAGUUCAGAGGUGGAGACAACAGAACACCACACAGUCAAUGAGGUGGAGGUAUAUAGUCAGGCUGCCAAUGGUUCUAACUAUGGAGCAGUGUACCCAGAGGGACUGGCUCCUGUCAUCAUCCAGAGCGUAAGCAAGAAGACGCUCAAGUGCCCCAAGUGUGACAAGACCUUUGACCGCACAGGGAAGUAUGAGAGUCACACCAGGGUACACACGGGAGAGAAGCCCUUCCAGUGUGACGUGUGUCUGCAGUGUUACUCCACCAAGUCGAACCUCACUGUACACAAGAAGAAGCACGCCAGUGACGCCCCCUUCCAGAAGAAGGACCACAAGUGCUCCUUCUGCAACAAGCUCCACGCCAGCAAAAAGACCCUCGCCAAACACGUCAGAAGGUUCCACCCGGAUCACAUUCAGGAGUUCCUGGCCAUGAGGAGGAAGAAGAACGAUGGAUGGAAGUGUGAUAUCUGCCACAAGUCUUUCACACGUAGACCCCAUCUGGAGGAGCACAUGAUUCUACACACGCAAGACCGACCCUUCAAAUGUGCCUUCUGCGACGACUACUUCAAGUCCAGGUUUGCCCGCUUGAAGCAUCAAGAAAAGUACCAUUUAGGUCCGUUCCCAUGUGACAUCUGUGGCCGCCAGUUCAACGACACGGGUAACAGGAAGAGGCACAUUGAAUGUACACAUGGGGGCAAGAGAAAAUGGACCUGCUUAAUCUGUGGGAAGUCAGUGAGGGAGAGGACAACGUUGAGAGAACAUUUGCGGAUUCACAGCGGAGAGAAACCUCACCUCUGCAGUAUCUGUGGACAGAGUUUCCGCCACGGCAGCUCUUAUAGGCUUCAUCUUCGAGUCCACCACGACGACAAGCGCUACGAGUGUGACGAAUGCGGAAAGACGUUCAUACGCCACGACCAUCUGACCAAACACCAGAAGAUACACUCGGGGGAGAAAGCCCACCAGUGUGAGGAGUGUGGGAAGUGUUUCAGGCGUCAUGAUCACCUGACCGUCCAUUACAAAAGUGUCCACCUGGGAGAGAAGGUGUGGCAGAAGUAUAAAACAGCUGUGCAUCAGUGUGAGGUCUGUAAGAAGGAGUUCAAAGGGAAGUCCAGUCUGGAGAUGCACUUCAGAACACACUCAGGUGAAAAACCUUACCGAUGCCCCGUGUGCCAACAGACGUUCCGCAUUAAGAAGACCCUCACCAAGCACAUGGUGAUCCACUCGGAUGCCCGCCCCUUUAACUGCCCGCACUGCAGUGCCACCUUUAAGAGGAAAGACAAGCUGAAGUAUCAUAUGGACCAUGUACACGGUGCUAAGUCCACUGAGCAGCAGCAGCACCACCAGCAGCAGCACCGCCAGCAGCCUCCGGUGGUGCUGACAGAGGAUAAGAUGGUGACUCUGCCUUAUAAUACCCACGGCCCCUCCAAAGUGUACCGGGCUGAACCCAAGACAGUUCUCCAGAAUGUCCCCUCCGAUGUGUGUGUGCCUGUCACGCUGGUGCCCGUCCAGAUGCCCAGGGUGGUCUCGGGGGUACAGGGUGACCUGAGGGGACACGUAACCUGCCCACCCCAAGGUCAGGGGCAGCAGCAGACAGCUGGGGGGUACCAGACUGCCACAGAGCUGGCGUUCCUGGAGAAGUACACGCUUACCCCCCAGCCGGCCAACAUUGUUCACCCGGUGCAGCCUGACCAGAUGUUGGACCCCAGGGAUCAGUCGUACCUGGGCACCCUGCUGGGCCUGGACUCUGCCACCCCCGUCCAGAACAUCUCCAACUCGGACCACGUCGCCCAUUGAUAAUGCCUCUCUAUACUUCUCUUUUGGCAACAUUUUAUUUAAAGGGUACCGACAUAAGGACAUUAUAACACAUUUAUAACCCAUACAGUACACAUUUAUAACCCAUACAGUACACAUGUAUAACCCAUACGAAACUGUAUGAGCCCAUAGAGGUAACGUUUAUUUGAAGGGUGCGGUUGUUAACAUAAGCAUUCACAAAAUGCUCUUGCCCUGCUUAUGCAUGGCUUAUGUAUAGUUUAUGAAUGGGUUAUGAAUGUGUUAUGAAUGGGUUAUGAAUCUGUUAUGAAUGGGUUAUGAAUCUGUUAUGAAUGGGUUAUGAAUAUGUUAUGAAUGGGUUAUGUAUGGGUUAUGAAUCUGUUAUGAAUGGGUUAUGAAUCUGUUAUGAAUCUGUUAUGAAUCUGUUAUGAAUCUGUUAUGAAUGGGUUAUGAAUCUGUUAUGAAUCUGUUAUGAAUCUGUUAUGAAUGGGUUAUGAAUCUGUUAUGAAUGUGUUAUGAAUCUGUUAUGAAUGGGUUAUGAAUCUGUUAUGUAUGGGUUAUGAAUCUGUUAUGAAUGGGUUAUGAAUCUGUUAUGUAUGGGUUAUGAAUCUGUUAUGAAUCUGUUAUGAAUGGGUUAUGAAUCUUAUGAAUGUGUUAUGAAUCUGUUGUGAAUGGGUUAUGUAUGGGAUAUGAAUGGGUUAUGUAUGGGAUAUGAAUGGGUUAUGUAUGGGUUAUGAAUCUGUUAUGAAUGGGUUAUGAAUCUGUUAUGAAUGGGUUAUGUAUGGGAUAUGAAUGGGUUAUGUAUGGGUUAUGAAUCUGUUAUGAAUGGGUUAUGAAUCUGUUAUGAAUGGGUUAUGUAUGGGAUAUGAAUGGGUUAUGUAUGGGUUAUGAAUCUGUUAUGAAUGGGUUAUGAAUGGGUUAUGUAUGGGAUAUGAAUGGGUUAUGUAUGGGUUAUGAAUGGGUUAUGAAUCUGUUAUGAAUGGGUUAUGUAUGGGAUAUGAAUGGGUUAUGUAUGGGUUAUGAAUCUGUUAUGAAUGGGUUAUGAAUCUGUUAUGAAUGGGUUAUGUAUGGGAUAUGAAUGGGUUAUGUAUGGGUUAUGAAUCUGUUAUGAAUGGGUUAUGAAUCUGUUAUGAAUGGGUUAUGUAUGGGUUAUGAAUCUUAUGUAUGGGUUAUGAAUCUGUUAUGAAUGGGUUAUGAAUGGGUUAUGUAUGGGUUAUGAAUCUUAUGUAUGGGUUAUGAAUCUGUUAUGAAUGGUUUAUGAAUCUGUUAUGAAUGGGUUAUGUAUGGGAUAUGAAUGGGUUAUGUAUGGGUUAUGAAUCUGUUAUGAAUGGGUUAUGAAUCUGUUAUGAAUGGGUUAUGUAUGGGAUAUGAAUGGGUUAUGUAUGGGUUAUGAAUCUGUUAUGAAUGGGUUAUGAAUCUGUUAUGAAUGGGUUAUGUAUGGGUUAUGAAUCUUAUGUAUGGGUUAUGAAUCUGUUAUGAAUGGUUUAUGAAUGGGUUAUGAAUCUGUUAUGAAUGGGUUAUGAAUGGGUUAUGUAUGGGUUAUGUAUGGGUUAUGAAUCUGUUAUGAAUGGGUUAUGUAUGGGUUAUGAAUCUGUCAUGAAUGGGUUAUGUAUGGGUUAUGAAUCUGUUAUGAAUGGGUUAUGAAUCUGUUAUGUAUGGGUUAUGAAUCUGUUAUGUAUGGGUUAUGAAUCUGUUAUGAAUGGGUUAUGUAUGGGUUAUGAAUCUGUUAUGAAUGGGUUAUGUAUGGGUUAUGAAUCUGUUAUGAAUGGGUUAUGUAUGGGUUAUGAAUCUGUUAUGUAUGGGUUAUGAAUCUGUUAUGAAUGGGUUAUGUAUGGGUUAUGAAUCUGUUAUGAAUGGGUUAUGAAUCUGUUAUGUAUGGGUUAUGAAGUUUUUAUGUAGCUAUACUUAAAAUAAAAUGCGAUCGUCCUGCUCUUUUAACCUCUGCAGCUUAUUCAGGGGCGAACGCUCUGAUAGAAACAGAUGGUGUCGAACAGGUCUAGUUGUCAGCCGUGUGGAACAGGGAAUCUCAUCAGCUAAAUUUUAUAUAUAUUUAUAUCUCGAUCAUCCAAACGUUGCACCACCUUGAUUGAGCCCCAAGUCUUUCAUCAUAUUUUAGUUCAAAGAACACUUUUUAAAAGUUUCUCUUGUCACACAAAAGCCUAAGAUCUCUGUCAUUCCAUAAAUGAGUGUGAGUGAGUGAUGUAUAUUGUGACAGGAGCCUGAUUGAUUACAAAAGGUAAUUCCAGAACAGGAUGUCUAAUUUCCAAAAAGCUGGCUGUAUGUCUGAAUCUUACAGGUGUAAUCUGGCUAUUUAUUCACAAUUUAAAUUGAAUUAUUAUACAAGUAUUAUACAACACAUUUUCCCCAUGCAAAUCAAGUUCCAUAAUAUUCCACGUUCCUUACCAGUUACCACAGAAUUUUAGAGUAACGAUCAAUCAUGGUGUUGUCAGCUUCCCCUCCCCCAAUAGUAACCAUAACCAAUUACACCAUCAGUGGGGGAAAUGCAAUGCGUCUAGGGGUGACGUCCCGACACCCAGCAGGCUCCUCAAAACUAGAAAGGGCUGUUUAAUCAGUGUAUCAUGAGGUCAACCACGUCUGAAUCAAUCUUAAAGUAUUCUGUAUAUUAUGUAUAUCAUGUUUCGUUCACAAUGGACAGGAGGGAACAGCCUAGGUAGUAUGUAUAAAACACCCUGAUCUAGGAUCAGGCCAUCCUUCCGUCCAUGUAAUCUUAUUCAAUAUGAUCUAAAAGGCAAAACUGAUUCUAAAUCAGCACUUCUACUCUGAGACGCUUGAUACUUAUGAUAGGUUUCUGUCCUUAUGGGGAUGUACUGUCCUUAUGUACUGUCCUUAUGGGGAUGUAUAUGUUGCCUUAUGUUGCCUGAUCACCAUGUUCAUUAAUGUGCAUUAUAAACCGGGUGGUUCGAGCCCUGAAUGCUGAUUGGCUGAAAGCCAUGGUAUAUCAUGGCUAUGACAAAACAUUUAUUUUUACUGGUCUAAUUAUGUUGGUUACCAGUUUAUAAUAGCAAUAAGGCACCUCAGGGAUAUGUGGUAUAUGGCCAGUAUCCAGGCACUCUGCGUUGCAUUGUGCAUAAGAACAGCUCUUAGCCGUGGUAUAUUGGCCAUAUACCACACCCCCUCAAGCCUUAUUGCUUAAAUAAACUUGACUUCUCUCUGUCUAUCCAAUACAACCUCUUAAUAAACUUGACUUUCCUCUGUCUAUCCAAUACAACCUCUAAAUAAACUUGACUUCUCUCUCUGUCCAAUACAACCUCUAAAUCAACUCUACUUCUCUCUCUGUCCAAUACAACCUCUAAAUAAACUUGACUUCUUUCUGUCUGUCCAAUACAACCUCUAAAUAAACUUGACUUCUCUGUCCAAUACAACCUCUAAAUAAACUCGACUUCUCUGUCCAAUACAACCUCUAAAUAAACUCGACUUCUCUGUCCAAUACAACCUCUAAAUAAACUCGACUUCUCUGUCCAAUACAACCUCUAAAUAAACUUGACUUCUUUCUGUCUGUCCAAUACAACCUCUAAAUAAACUCGACUUCUCUGUCCAAUACAACCUCUAAAUAAACUUGACUUCUUUCUGUCUGUCCAAUACAACCUCUAAAUAAACUCGACUUCUCUGUCCAAUACAACCUCUAAAUAAACUCGACUUCUCUGUCCAAUACAACCUCUAAAUAAACUUGACUUCUUUCUGUCUGUCCAAUACAACCUCUAAAUAAACUUGACUUCUCUGUCCAAUACAACCUCUAAAUAAACUUGACUUCUUUCUGUCUGUCCAAUACAACCUCUAAAUAAACUCGACUUCUCUGUCCAAUACAACCUCUAAAUAAACUCGACUUCUCUGUCCAAUACAACCUCUAAAUAAACUUGACUUCUUUCUGUCUGUCCAAUACAACCUCUAAAUAAACUCGACUUCUCUGUCCAAUACAACCUCUAAAUAAACUCGACUUCUCUGUCCAAUUCAACCUCUAAAUAAAGAAAACCAUAUGUAAGAUA